UUUUGUUAUGAUUAAUCAUUAAUAUGUUAAAGUUUUGCAACUUAUGAGUUACGUGUCUGGAAAUCUGUAGAGUUGCGUGUCUGAAAAUCUGUAGGGUUGCGUGUCUGAAAAUCUGUUUGUAUGCUUUGUUUGUUCCAUAAAUGGAUAUAAUCAGUUCAAUAACUUUGGAUGCUUUAAAAAUAUCAAUCACCAAAAUUGUUUUGAUAAGCGUAUCCUGGUGUAGUAAAUUCAAGGUGUAAUACUUGCAGGCUGUGUUGUUAUCAAUUUUCGGCUGAAGUCAUGAGUUUUGCUUUUCGAGGGAGUAGGGGAGAUAUUGAAAACGGAUUUUCAGAAUAUGUUCCUGAGAGAACCUCAAUGCGGGUUCGUCCAUCUCGGCCAGUCCAUAGCAAUUGUCUAGUUUUUCUUUUUGCAGUUAUUAUGAUAUUCGUGAUAUUAUACUCCCCUCAGAUGUUAUAUUAUUUUUUGCGCUGGAUAAUACUGUCGGUCUUUGUGAUGGUUACAAGUCUGAGGGCGUAUGCAAUUUAUCUGCAUCUUCAAUCACAGGCCAGGGCUCAUGCUGCAGCAGCCUCUGGGUUACUUGGCCAUGCUGAAUUACGAGUUCGCGUGCCACCAUCUAUUGCAUUUGCAACAGGAGGAAGAUUGCAGGGACUUAGACUCCAGCUUGCACUUCUUGACCGAGAUUUUAAUGAGAUAGAUUAUGACACUUUGAGAGUUCUUGCUUUUGGUACUCGUUCAAUGUCUGAGGAGGAGAUAAAUGCCUUGCCUAUUCACAAACAUAAAGUUACUGGCCCAAUAAAAGGUGGCUCCACCGGUUCGACAUCCUCUUCUUCAGAGGCAGCUGAGAUUAAGCAAGAUUUCAAAGGAGAAGAGGGAAGUGCCAAUGAUCAAGAAGAUGGGUUGACUUGUGCUAUAUGCUUGGACCAAGUUCAGAGGGGGGAACUUGUGCGUAGCUUGCCAUGCUUGCAUCAGUUUCAUGCCAGCUGCAUCGAUCAAUGGCUCCGGCGAAAACGAACAUGUCCUGUAUGCAAAUUUAAGAUUGGGGCGGGAUGGCUAAGUAACAAUGCGUGCGAGUCGGAUGAUUCAGAUAUUGUGUAGUAUUAUUCAGAUAUGGCUGUGAAGUGCGCGAUGUCCCGAGUUAUAUAAAUAUAUGUAUAUAUUUUUGGAAUUGGACCGUACCUUUAGCUUGGCAUGAAUAUUUAAGGAUGUAAUCUAUCUAUUAAAGUAAUGAAGGGACAUAUUCCUGAAAUGUGCACCACUUCAAAUAUAUAUCAUGAAUCAAUAUUGGAAGGUGAA
Molecule: messenger RNA, 1293 nt
Organism: Medicago truncatula (barrel medic)
Lineage: Eukaryota; Viridiplantae; Streptophyta; Magnoliopsida; Fabales; Fabaceae
Product: E3 ubiquitin-protein ligase SDIR1
Exons: 8
Coding region: 280-1095 (271 amino acids)
Biological process (GO): protein ubiquitination; ubiquitin-dependent protein catabolic process
Molecular function (GO): ubiquitin protein ligase activity
Source: RefSeq, a predicted model, not a curated record